GCACACACUGACACACGUCCACAGAAAACUUUAUAUGUUAUUAUAUAUCUUCCUGUUUCCCUACCUCUAAUCCAUAUCCUAUAUUCAUGGGGCCUCAGCACUAGAUUUCUCUCUCUCUCUCUCUGUCUCUCUCUGGAAGACGAACUUUUUAUAUAUCAAUAACCCCAAGUACCUAACUGCUGCAUGCUAUUGCAUAUGUUGUUUGUAGUUAAUCAGAAACUUGCUAGGGUUUUUGAUCAAUGAGGAAGCCUGGUUGUGAUAAGAUAGAGACGAACAAAGGAGCAUGGUCUAAGCAAGAAGAUCAGAAACUGAUUGACUACAUCCAGAAACACGGUGAAGGUCGUUGGAAUUCUCUUCCUAAGGCUGCAGGGUUGCGUCGGUGUGGCAAAAGUUGUCGACUGAGAUGGAUAAACUAUCUAAGGCCAGAUCUUAAACGCGGAAGUAUUGGAGAAGAUGAAGAGGACCUCAUCAUCAGGCUUCAUGCACUCCUGGGGAAUCGGUGGUCACUGAUAGCCGGAAGACUGCCGGGAAGGACAGACAAUGAGGUGAAGAAUUACUGGAACUCUCAUAUAAGGAAAAAAUUAUCAAAGAUGGGAAGUACUCUUGAUCCCAAAAAACCCCAUGACCACCAUGAUCCUCACUUGAGAAGAGGCACUACUGCUGGUGUACCAGUUCUGCAGCCUGAUGCUAGAAAACCAAUAUUAUUUGCGUCGUCGUCGUCGGAUUCCAUGAGUACUGGUGCUAAAAUUCACAGCAACGAAAGCGGUUUGCCUGACUUGAAUCUCGACCUCUCACUUUAGCUAAUUGUUUGUGGAAGAGAGGCAGAAGAGUACUAUAUGUAGUGUCUAGUUUAAUUAUAUACACUCCACCACCACCAGGCUUCUUUUAGGCAAUGGCCUUGGAUACGUGGUUUGGCCUUAAUUAUGACUAGUGUGGUCGACUAGUAUAAAGGUGUGUACGUAAACUGAUCAUAAUUCAUGGCUAGUUAUUAGUGUGUGGACAAUUGGAUGCAUAUAUAUGCACAUGACUACCAAGAUCCUAGUUGUAUGUGUAUGUAUGACUGCCAAGAUUCUAGUUGUAUGUGUAUGUAUGACUAAAAUAUAUACUGAAUUUGGAUUGUUGAAAUACA
This is a messenger RNA of Malus domestica (apple), 1129 nucleotides long. Its product is annotated as MYB-like transcription factor 4. The record is from RefSeq and is a predicted model, not a curated record. NCBI's taxonomy places the organism in Eukaryota, Viridiplantae, Streptophyta, Magnoliopsida, Rosales, Rosaceae.